AUGGAGGCAUCUGGACAAUCACGCAGGGGUCGAAACUCCACUCCGAGUAUCGAGUCGGACGACACGAUCUCGAAGACUGGCCUUCCGUCACCGCCCCUACUGUCGCCCGAAGAGACGAAGCGGUUGUACAGGAAGGUUGACAUCAGGUUGAUCCCUAUUCUUGCACUCAUGUACCUCUUCGCUGGGGUAGACAGAGGAAAUAUUGGGAACGCUCGACUUCAAGGGCUUGAGAGUCAGCUAGGUUUGGUCGGCGACCAGUUCAACAUUGCCCUGACGAUGUUCUUCAUUCCGUACUGCCUAUUCGAAUGCCCUUCGAACCUGGUGAUCAAGCGUUUUCUCCCCUCCCGUUGGCUGCCUGGUAUCACGAUUCUCUGGGGAGCCAUCACGGCCCUGAUGGGUCUCGUAAAAAAUUAUCCACAGCUGGUUGGUGUCCGUGUCUGUUUAGGUAUCGCCGAAGCGGGCUUGUUCCCCGGGGUGGUGUAUUACCUUACACUUUGGUAUCCUCGUUCUAUGCUCCAGUCACGAAUUGGCUUCUUCUUCGGAGCAGGAUCACUAGCAGGAGCAUUCAGCGGUCUAUGGGCAUACGGAAUAUCAUUCAUGAGCGGUGCAGGCGGCUUGCAGUCCUGGAGUUGGAUCUUCAUACUGGAAGGUUCAGCAACAGUGCUCGUAGGUAUCCUUGGAUUGUUCAUCCUUCCGGAUUUUCCGUACGGAGUCAGUUUCCUCACUCUAGAGGAGCAAGCCUACAUUCUCCACAAUCGUGGAUCAGCCAAUUCUGACGUUGGCGAAGACGAGCAUUUUUCAAGUCGACACGUCUGGGACGCCUUGAAGGACUGGCAAGUCUGGUUGCAGAUCUUGGUGUAUUUCUGCAUUGUUGGCCCUCUUUAUGGGAUUGCACUUUUCUUGCCUACCAUCAUCAAUGGGUUUGGAUAUUCGACCGCAGUCAGCCAAUUGUUGACCAUCCCGCCAUACAUUGUGGCUACCAUCCUGAUGGUAACUUUCUCCAUCUGGUCUGACGCCGUGCGCAAGCGCUCUCCUUUUAUUCUCGCGGGCUUAUGCAUGCUCGUCGUCGGUUACUCGAUCAACAUCUCGGCUGCCCCGGCGGGCGUCAAAUACUUCGGAACGUUCCUCUGCGUAGGAGGCGCCUACGCCGCAUUUCCUGGGGCCGUGGCCUGGCUGGGAAAUAACCUUUCGGGUCAUUACAAGAGAGCUGUGGGUAUGGCGCUACAGAUUGGAAUUGGGAACUUUGGAGGGGCCGUUGCUUCGAACGUAUAUCGUAGCCAGGACGAGCCACGAUACCUUGUCGGCCACGGGAUUAUGCUCAUGUUCGUGGGCAUCGGCCUUAUCACUGUCCCAACCGUCGCCUACAUCUACCAUAGGACCAAUCAAAGACGAGCUGCGAUGUCCAUCCAGAAUGAAGAUAGCGAUUCCGGAACUAGAAGAGACUUGGAUCGGGAGUCGAGGGAACUGGGGGACAAGGCCUCUACGUUUAGGUAUAUCUUGUAA
This is a messenger RNA of Stereum hirsutum FP-91666 SS1, 1503 nucleotides long. Its product is annotated as MFS nicotinic acid transporter Tna1. Gene Ontology annotation, cellular component: membrane. The transcript is spliced from 15 exons. The coding region runs from base 1 to 1503 and encodes 500 amino acids. Lineage: Eukaryota; Fungi; Basidiomycota; Agaricomycetes; Russulales; Stereaceae. The record is from RefSeq and is a predicted model, not a curated record. Gene Ontology annotation, molecular function: transmembrane transporter activity. Gene Ontology annotation, biological process: transmembrane transport.